GAUUUAACUUUCGUCUCACUUCUCUGCCUAUCUUUCUCUCACAAAGUUCCUAAGUAUCGACGUUUAUUGCCCUUUUGGUACUUUUGGGUUUUGAUUAAUUGAAAAAAUAACAUUUAUCGACGCCUGUUAUUAACAUGAUCAAAUUAUUACACGAUUUUACAUUCUAGUAAUUUACUAUCUUACUUCAUAUAAUUUUUAUUCUGUUCUGAACAAAGAGAAGAGACGCCAAAGUUUUUUUAAGAUUUGAAAAUUAGACGUAACAACAUGCUUGACUUUGAAAAGGAAAAAUACAUGAAGCAACUCAAAAAGAAAAUGGAAUGUUGGAGAGAAAUUAUUUUACCAUUGAACUCGAUACUUUUAUGGGAAAAACCUUGGUAUCCUGGUCUCAUUUUUGGAAGUAUAUCAAUUAUAUUUUUAUUAAUUUGGUUGACGGAGCCGGCGUUUCUAACAAUUAUUUCAAUAUCACUACUGGUGUUGGCUUUAACAGACUAUCUAGUUCCUAUAUUGAUAUCUACAUUUAUUCCAUCAAAUUCAUGGAAUGGUCAAAAAGAACGCAAGUUUGAUGAAAUUUGUCAAAAAGUCAGCGAAACUAUUUUACAGAUAAAGAGCAUCUGGAAAUCGAUUCUCAGUGCACGCAAUAAUCGCCCUAAUGUUUAUUACGGUUUAACUACUGUUUGUUUGAGUCUUCUAGCAUGGUUAGGAAAUAUUGUUAAUAAUUUACUCCUUAUUUAUUUAAUGCUUAUGGUGACUCUGUUAUUGCCAGGACUUCGACACCAAGGACGAGCACAAUCUGCCAUAAAAUGGGUGUACAAUUGUUUAAUUCAUCACAAACAAGCGUAAUAAUAUUUGCAAGUUUUCUAAAGAAUUAUUUUCUGUACGUACUUACAGUUAUAAUCAUGAUUUGAGAUUUUAAGAGCUUUCAUAAAGUUUGAUUAAUUAAUUGUCACUUUUUAAUGUGAAUAACUACAAAAAUUAAGUUAAUCAUUAUUUUUUAUUUAAUUUUCUUGACCAUGACAAAUAUUGUUUGUGGAGAUAAGGUUAUAUUUUUUAUUUUCUUUAUGAAAUUUGAAGAUACAUUUUAAAUGAAUGGAUAAAAAAAUGAACUUUAUUUACAAUUUUAUUUUUUUAUUUAACUAUAACUUUAUAUCUUAAUUUAAUGAUAAAUAAUCAAUGUUAUUUUAAAAUAUAUUAAGAUACGUUUUGAAU
Molecule: messenger RNA, 1206 nt
Organism: Chelonus insularis
Lineage: Eukaryota; Metazoa; Arthropoda; Insecta; Hymenoptera; Braconidae
Gene: Arl6IP1
Product: ADP-ribosylation factor-like 6 interacting protein 1
Exons: 5
Coding region: 265-840 (191 amino acids)
Cellular component (GO): membrane
Source: RefSeq, a predicted model, not a curated record